AUGCUUCCAAAGUUGUUUUUCAUUUCUAUACUUUUCUCCUUCAUUUUCAUUACACAUUCAUGUCUUCACCAUCAAAAAAUCUUGUUGCUUCAACUCAAGGAUGAGUUGAGCUUCGAUUCUUCUCGUUCAACAAAAUUGGUGCGAUGGAAUGAAAGUGAUGAGUGCUGCAAGUGGCCCGGUGUGGAAUGUGAUGCUGCUGGCUACGUCGUUAGUUUGCAGCUCGAUGAUGAGUCUAUUUCUGGUGGAAUCGCAGAUUCAUCGAGUCUCUUCAGACUUGUGCAUCUGCAGAAGCUGAAUCUAGCCUUCAAUAAUUUCAACAACAUUCCCAUUCCGAAAGGUAUUCACAAUCUCACCUAUUUGACACACUUGAAUUUAUCCAAUGCUCGAUUUGUUAGGCAGGUUCCAGCUGAAAUUUUUUCCUUGAGGAGGUUGGUUAGUCUCGAUAUCUCCUACAAUACAUAUCGGGGAUAUCUAAGUCUUGAGUACCCAAAUUUGGAGAUGCUUGUUCAAAAUCUAACAGAGCUUAGAGAGCUCUAUCUUGAUUUUGUCAUUGUUACUUCCUCUCAUGAGAGAAGAAAAUGGAGCCAUAUUAUAUCAUCAUAUUUACCCAACCUCACCACCUUGAGCUUGGUUGAUUGUGGUUUAUCUGGCCCUUUAGCUAAGUCCUUUUGGCAACUCCAUUCCCUUUCCAUCCUUCGACUAGAUCAUAACAAUCUUGGACCAGAACUUCCAGACUUGUUCGCCAAUUUUCCAAGUUUGACGACCUUGAGUCUUUAUGACUGCAGUUUGAAGGGUUCGAUUCCAUCCACCUUUGCUAACCUAACCAACCUGAUUCGUGUCGAUUUGUCAGGUAAUUCAUUCACAGGCUCACUUUCUUCUACGCUGUUUGAAGGUCUUUCCAAUCUUGUUUAUUUAAAUUUGUGGCAUAAUUCAUUCUCUGGUAAUAUUCCCCACUCUCUCUUUGCUCUCCCUUCAUUGCUGGAACUUGAUCUUAGCAACAAUCAGUUUAAUGGCACUUUGCAACUUGACAACUUUCCAAGUCUUGUCAAUCUUGAUCUAUCUCACAAUAGAUUGUCGUCAGUAGAUGUGGGCAACGUCAAUUCAACUUCAUAUGGAAGUCACCAACUAAAAGAGUUAAGAAUAGCUUCAUGUAACUUGUCCCAUUUUCCUAAUUUCAUCAAACAUUCUGAUGAUUUGAGAACACUAGACCUCUCAUACAAUCGGAUUGGUGGGGAGAUACCUAGUUGGAUUUGGGGAGCACAACUUGAGUAUUUGUACCUCUCUUAUAAUCUUCUAACAGAUGUGCAAAAGCCUUACCAUAUCCCUGCUUCUCUUGUAUACCUAAACUUGCAUUCUAACCAGCUCAAGGGCGAGCUUUACCUGCCCAUUCAACCUGCGUCUCAACUCUCGGAGUUGUUACUUGCUAAUAACAGUUUAAGUGGAUCGAUUCCGACAUCCUUUUGCAGUGCCACACAUCUCUCCCAACUUGAGUACUUGUCUGGCAAUAAAUUAAGUGGCGGCAUACCCCCUUGCCUACUUGAGCGAAACAUUGGAGUGAUCAAUUUGGGGCGAAACAACAUCAGUGGUAGCAUUCCAGAUAAUUUUCCUAAGGAUUGUAGCCUAUAUUAUUUGGAUCUUAACAAUAAUACUUUACAAGGGAAAAUCCCAAAGUCCCUUGAAAGCUGCGAGUUGUUACAGUUCUUGAAUCUGUCCUACAAUAAGCUUGUUGGAGAGAUCCCAAAUCGCGGUCGGUUACAAACAUUUUCAGCUGAUUCCUUCAAAGGAAAUCCACAGCUAUGUAGUCUCAAUCUCAACAUAAUCUGUAAUCGUAGUGAUGGCAAUGAUUCAUCACAUGAAAAUGCGGAUGAGGAGAAAGAGAUUGAGUGGGGAUACAUAUCUGCUGCACUUGGAUAUGCUCUGGGCUUAGGAAGCAUUUUCUGGCUACUUUUACUAAGCCAAACCUUCAGAGAGAAAUACUUCAAGAAAGUAGAUGAGAUUGCUGAAGAGAUAUUCGAUGCCAGAAUCAGAAGAAGAAGAAGACGACAUGCGAGAAGAGUAGCUAGGAAUCAAGUGAGAAGACAUUAG
Molecule: messenger RNA, 2085 nt
Organism: Salvia miltiorrhiza (redroot sage)
Lineage: Eukaryota; Viridiplantae; Streptophyta; Magnoliopsida; Lamiales; Lamiaceae
Product: receptor-like protein 7
Exons: 1
Coding region: 1-2085 (694 amino acids)
Molecular function (GO): protein binding
Source: RefSeq, a predicted model, not a curated record